Cryptococcus wingfieldii CBS 7118 is the source of this 654-nucleotide messenger RNA. RefSeq lists its product as hypothetical. The coding region runs from base 1 to 654 and encodes 217 amino acids. The record is from RefSeq and is a predicted model, not a curated record. The transcript is spliced from 4 exons. NCBI's taxonomy places the organism in Eukaryota, Fungi, Basidiomycota, Tremellomycetes, Tremellales, Cryptococcaceae.
AUGGCGCUCCCGCAAGAGAUUCUCCCCCAACACCCCUCCGACCCGCUCCUCCUUCUCCCAGUUCCCAACCCUCUACCGCCUACACCAACUCCGUCCUUACCAUCCCUCCUCGCAGCCCUCGCUCCUCACCUCACCCCUACUGAAGUCGAAGAACUGGAGAAAGUCCCCAUUCCGGUGUUGACCUCUACUAUUCGCCAAUUCACUCGGCAUUCACAGACAUUACUGAAUGCUGCCCGGGCGGGCGUGACGGAAGCGAGAGAAGAGUUGGACGAGGUGGAUGUGAGAUUGAGGGAGGUAGAGUAUGAGAGGGAGAGAGUGAGGGAGGAAACGGAAAGAUGUGAGGAAUACGCACAGACACAUGGAGAUGUAGAGCUGCCGGAUGUCGAAACCUUCUUGAGUAGUGUGGACCAAACGCCGAAAGAAAGCGAGUCGUACGAACAGACCCUGGGGAUUCUACGCCUAGAACACGAACUUGGAGAGAUCCUAAAGCGAGAGGCGCAAGUUGCUCAGAUCACAAAAGAACGAGAUGCGUACAUUAAAGCCAAGAAGGAGAUCAAAGUCAAGUCAGACGCAGUGGAUGUUCAUCUUGCUCAAUUUGCCCGGGUACGUCCCAUCUCUUACUCUCUCCAUCAGGUCAAUACUGAUGAGGAAUAG